AUGGCGACUAAGGAGGUAAACGGCGACACCAGCGGUUUCUUCAAUGACCUUUCGGCACACCAUGUCGAGCCCCUGUGGACUGCGAUGAAGGCGAUGGUGACGCCCCAACCUUCACCUAAAGCACAGGUCGCACUAUGGAAGUAUGACGAAUUGCGGCCUCUUCUGUUGGAAGCUGGCCGGGUGGUCACGAGCGAAAAGGCUGAGCGCCGUGUAUUGAUGUUGACCAACCCUGCAUUAAAGCCUCCAUUCACCACGGACACGGUCUACGCUGGCUUACAACUGAUCAACCCCGGAGAGACGGCCCCGGCUCAUCGUCACCGGUCUUUUGCCCUCCGCUUCAUUAUCGAGGGUAGUCGCGGUUUCACUGCCGUCGAAGGAGAGCGAAUGUACAUGGAGCCAGGGGAUGUAAUACUCACGCCGCAAUGGCAGUGGCACGACCAUGGACACGAAGGCACGGAGCCAAUGAUCUGGCUGGAUGGACUGGAUCUUCCACUCUACCACCACCUCCCGACCCAUUUUGCAGAGCCUUAUACUGAAAGCCGCUAUCCGAGCAAGCCUGUCGUCGACACGCCUCUCCGCUUUCCAUGGGUCAACAUGAAAGAAAAGCUCGACAGCCAGAAGACCGACUGGGCACUUGAACACUAUCGCGACGCCUCAGGAGAGUACAUCUCCGGUACGCUGGGCGCCCACGCUGAGCGGGUCGCGGCUGGGACCAAAUCUCCCGUGCGGCGAGACACUUGUGCUUAUAUUUACCAUGUGCACGCGGGGAGCGGAAAGUCUGAGAUCGUAACUGCGAAUGGAGAGACCACCACCGUUUCCUGGAAGAAGAACGACACGUUUGCUGUCCCGGCGUGGAGCAAGAUCAUCCACGAAGCUGACGCACAGGAGGAUGCAUACUUCUUUGUGCUGUCUGAUAGACCAUUGCUUGAGAAGCUGAAGAUGUAUGCUUCCAAGCUAUGA
Messenger RNA from Fonsecaea erecta, 960 nucleotides. RefSeq lists its product as hypothetical. The record is from RefSeq and is a predicted model, not a curated record. The coding region runs from base 1 to 960 and encodes 319 amino acids. Gene Ontology annotation, molecular function: dioxygenase activity. The transcript has 3 exons. NCBI's taxonomy places the organism in Eukaryota, Fungi, Ascomycota, Eurotiomycetes, Chaetothyriales, Herpotrichiellaceae.